This is a messenger RNA of Photinus pyralis (common eastern firefly), 2573 nucleotides long. RefSeq names its product protein dead ringer-like. The coding region runs from base 396 to 1895 and encodes 499 amino acids. Gene Ontology annotation, biological process: regulation of transcription by RNA polymerase II. NCBI's taxonomy places the organism in Eukaryota, Metazoa, Arthropoda, Insecta, Coleoptera, Lampyridae. The record is from RefSeq and is a predicted model, not a curated record. Gene Ontology annotation, molecular function: DNA binding. Gene Ontology annotation, cellular component: nucleus. The transcript has 8 exons.
GGCAUGCAGACACGUCCCAACGUAGCUUACCGUUUUCAGUUUAGAAACACAUGUUGGAACAUUAGCAAAAAGAACUGAAAUUCAUGUGAUGUUGCAGUUGUUCAAUUGUGCUCUAGUUUUCUCUAUGUGCGUGUCGCGAAAGUUUUUCACUACAAAAUAAAUAUUACAUCGUUGCUUUGUGUUGCAUGCGGAGUGCUCGAGCAUUCUGCAGUAGACGUUUCCAAAAUUCGCGUCAAAAACAGAGAACCCGUACCUGUCUACGCGAUGGAAAUGGAUCCACAUGAAAGGGAUACUGACAUGGAGGAUAGUCCGGUACUGACAUGAGAAGACAAUAACACCCCCCGAAAGUCACAUCCACAUCGCUUCUUUAAUAAUAAUCGUCGAAAGUGGAAGGAAUGGCUCUAAACUUAACCAAAUUUGUCGAAGAAGGCCUAAAGUCACAUAAUGAGGAGGAAAUGAGCGAGGGUGAGGCCGAUUCGGCCCGCGAGCAUGAGGAUGCCGAUAGUUGUGACGAAAUUAGAAGACACACCGGACUCAUCACUGACCACGAGGAUGUUCUCGCCAAACUGAAGAUGCAAGUGCGGGACAUCAAGGUACAGGAGGACUUCGAUAGUAGACACCUAAGCUUCCCAAUGCCAAAUAGAACAUCAUCAGCGCCAGAUAGUUUUCAAUUACCAGUACCUUUUCCCUUUCAACACCCGGCCGCCGCAUUUUUACCACCUUUAGCACCACAACCCGCGGCGCCUUCGUCGGGUAGUUCACAUUCGUCGGAGGGUAGCGUUUCGUCCCAACAGACAUGGUCGUUCGAAGAACAGUUCAAACAGGUGCGUCAGUUAUACGAAAUUAAUGACGACCCAAAAAGGAAAGAGUUCCUCGAUGAUCUCUUCUCAUUUAUGCAAAAACGAGGCACGCCGAUUAAUAGAUUACCAAUUAUGGCGAAAGCGGUAUUGGACCUUUACGAAUUGUACAAUUUAGUGAUAGCGAGAGGAGGACUAGUCGAUGUAAUUAACAAAAAACUAUGGCAGGAAAUCAUUAAGGGACUUCGCUUACCUUCUUCGAUUACUUCCGCCGCAUUUACGUUAAGGACGCAGUAUAUGAAGUACCUGUACCCAUAUGAAUGUGAAAAACGUCGCCUUUCAACCCCAGCCGAACUUCAAGCAGCAAUUGAUGGCAAUCGUCGCGAAGGUCGGCGUAGUAGUUACGGUCAAUACGACAGUAUACAAAGAUCUCCCAUUCCUUCAUCCCAAAUGUCUCCUUUGUCUCUGGUCUCGCAACAUCAGCAGUUAACAGCUCGCAUGAAUUCGGUCAUGAGUGGCGGUAUCAGUUUGCACAAUGGUGCGCAUCACCCAAGUCACCCGCAACCUUUAGGCCUUCCACUAAACGGCGGACCAAUUCCCGGCUUGGCACCCAGUGAAGUCGAGGCCCGCAUGAUGGAGUACGUCAAAUUGCUCAGCAAGGAAGUUAGAAGCGCAGCGUCAACACCUCCCCGACAAGGCGAAGCGUCACCACCAAGUGCGACAUCACCGCUGAACCCCUUCGAAAUGUCACGCAUGGCCUUAUGGAACUUAUACAACAAUAACCAAGUACAACCCGAACCACAGAAAGAAGCCCUGAACUUGUCAGAUCCCGCCCCACACCUUCCGUUACCACCCCCGCAGUCCCCAAUAGUCAAAAGAGAAAUCGAAAGAGAGUCACCACCACCAAAAAAAUUUCUAAAGGACGACGACGAAUCAAGACACACACCCGCAACGACGCAUAUAAAAAUAAAUAGUAGAGGGGAUUCGCGCAGUGGAGACAAUUCCUUAGUCGUUAGUAUGGAACUCAACGGUAUUACGUACCAAGGGGUUUUAUUUGCACAAUCGCCAACUAGUGGAAGGACCGCUUUAGCUUCGUAAAUUAUUUUUUAAGAAACACGUUUCGCGCGAACUUUAUUUAUUAUUAAUGAUGUUUCAAUACUAGAUAUGCAUGUUCUUAACGAAUUUUAUUAUUAGAUGUUAUUGUGCUUGUACAAACCGUUGUGUGCGUCAACUUCCAUGGAUUAAGGUCAGUAUUCACCUAUAAUGUGAAAAUCACUUUCAAUCUCGAAUUCGUUAAGCUUGUUAACUGUGAUUCGAUUUCAGUUAUAAGUUAUAUACAAUAGGCCAGUUCUUCUGGAAAUUCAGAAUACUUUCCAAUUACUAACUCUUGCGUAAUUGUAAAUAUAUAAAUACAGAGUAAUCAGUAUUUUAGAAUAGUGUGUGAUUAGGAUUUUUAAAUUUUUGUAUAUCUGCCAAAAGACUGUUAUUUUAUCAUUAUUAUAUUAUUGUAUACCAUAUAUGAAUAUGAUUGUGAAUUAGUAUUUUAAUUGACUUUUUAUUUAUUAAGCAGUUAAUGUAUUUAUAACUAGUUAUUACCUUCUAGCAAUAUUAGUGAAUAGAAGUUGUAGAGAUCAAAAUGUGUAAUACUACGAAAAUAUUGUUCCAUCGGUAGAUUAGAAUUAGAAAUAUGAUCAACACAAAACAUUUCUCAUUAUUUGAUCUGUGUGUCUCAGGGAUAGAGAUAAAAACAUUUUGUGGAAAUUAUUCCUAUAAUAA